Saccoglossus kowalevskii is the source of this 726-nucleotide messenger RNA. RefSeq lists its product as uncharacterized. Lineage: Eukaryota; Metazoa; Hemichordata; Enteropneusta; Harrimaniidae. Gene Ontology annotation, molecular function: 3'-5'-DNA exonuclease activity; nucleic acid binding. Gene Ontology annotation, cellular component: cytoplasm. Gene Ontology annotation, biological process: DNA catabolic process. The record is from RefSeq and is a predicted model, not a curated record.
UAAAAAUACUUCAAGAUUCUCCUGUUGUUGUAUUUGAUCUUGAAACAACAUCAUUUGGUAUUGAUUCCUCAAUUUGUCAGAUUGCUGCAUCUUAUGAUGUACCAACAUUAUCACAGAAAGAUGCUCUUGAGAGUUUUAUAGAAUGGAUUCCAUUAAAUUCUGUGUUAGUUGCACAUAACUGUAAUAAUUUUGAUGCUAGGAUUCUGGUUAGUUCUUUGCAAAGAUAUGGUCUUUUAGACAAACUGAAACAUAAACAUUGCUGCUUUUCUGAUACGCUCUCUGUAUUUCGUGAAAUUUUACCACCUCGAUCAUCUUACUCUGAAGAAAACCUGGUUAAUGAUUAUUUACACACUGAAUACAGUGCUCACAAUGCAAAACAUGAUGUACAUAUGCUUCAACAAUUGAUUGGUAAAUGUAAUGUUGACAUCAGCCAUAUUAGUAAACAUAGCUUCUCUGUUGAUUUUAUUAUAGAAGCCCUUGAAUUUCUAUUGUGUAAAAAGAAAAAUCUGUCUUCUCUUAGUCAACUAAUAAGUAAGAAGGUAAUUACAAAGUGUAUGGCUGAGAAAAUAGCUGCUUCUGGUCUGGCUUUUUGUCACUUGAACUUGGCUUAUAGCAGAGGAGGGAUAGAUGGAUUGGUGAAGUUGCUUAGUGAAGAUUAUUUUGGUCAUCCACGGUUCACUAAUCCAUCCAUCCAUGACAUCUUUGAGAACACUAAACUGAUAUUUG